Molecule: messenger RNA, 1995 nt
Organism: Indicator indicator
Lineage: Eukaryota; Metazoa; Chordata; Aves; Piciformes; Indicatoridae
Gene: ARHGAP25
Product: Rho GTPase activating protein 25
Exons: 11
Coding region: 1-1995 (664 amino acids)
Biological process (GO): signal transduction; actin filament organization; negative regulation of small GTPase mediated signal transduction
Cellular component (GO): phagocytic cup
Molecular function (GO): GTPase activator activity
Source: RefSeq, a predicted model, not a curated record
AUGUCCCUCAAGCUGCCCCGGAACUGGGACUUCAACCUGAGGAUGGAUGCUGCAAAAAUAGCUCGCUCCAGGAGCGUGAUGAGCGGGGAGGCGGCGGGCGGCGGGCGGGCGGCGUCCCCCGGGCCGCCGGAGCGGCCGCUGAAGCUGGGCUGGCUGAAGAAGCAGCGCUCGAUCGUCAAGAACUGGCAGCAGAGGUACUUCGUGCUGAAGGGACAGCAGCUCUACUACUACAAGGACGAGGAUGAGGUCAAACCGCAGGGCUGCCUGUCUCUCCAGGGAAGCACCAUCAAGGAAGUGGUCAGCAGCCCUGAGGAAGGAGGGAAAUUUAUCUUCGAGAUCAUCCCAGGAGUCUCUGGAGAUCACAACUGGGCAGGGCAGGACACCUGUGUGCUCAUGGCUAGCACCCAGUCGGAGAUGGAGGAGUGGGUUAAAUCCAUCCGGCGAGCGCUGGGGUCCUCCGGAGCGGUGUUCGGCCACAGCCUGGCAGAGACCAUGGCGUACGAGCAGAGGUUUGGGCAGCAGCAGGUGCCCCUCGUGGUGCAGAAGUGUGCAGAGUUCCUGCGGGCGCAGGGGCUGGCCGAGGAGGGCAUCUUCCGCCUGCCCGGCCAGGACUCGCUGGUGAAGCAGCUGCGGGAGGCUUUCGACGCCGGCGAGAGGCCUUCCUUCCACAGGGACACAGAUGUGCACACUGUGGCCUCUCUGCUCAAGCUGUACCUACGGGAGCUGCCCGAGCCCGUGGUGCCCUGGCUGCAGUAUGAGGACUUCCUGCGCUGCGGGCAGGUGCUGGAGGUGGAUCAGAGACAGGGCCAUCAGGAGCUCCUCAAGCAACUCUCUCUCCUUCCCAGAGACAAUUACAACCUCCUCAGCUAUAUCUGCAGGUUCCUACACGAAAUACAGCUGAACUCCAGCAUCAACAAGAUGAGUGUGGAUAACCUGGCAACAGUGAUUGGAGUGAACCUCAUCAGACCCCAGAUAGAGGAUCCUGCAGUUAUUAUGAGAGGCACCCCACAGGUCCAGAAAGUGAUGACUGUGAUGAUAAGUGACCAUGCAGAACUCUUUCCCCCAUCCAAAGAUGUUCCACUCUCCCCUCCUGCCCCCCAGCAAGACAAGAAGGCUCCCAUCCCACGCAGCUCUGUGGGCUGGGAUGCUGCAGAGGACCCUGCGGUGCCCAGGGCACAGAGCUUGAUCCAGAGGCAAACGAGAGGUAACCCAAGCUCCAGAAGUCCUCCUGGACCAGCUGUGAGCUCCAAUGCACCUGGAGAAGAGAACAGCUCCAAAGAUCUGGGGCUGUGGAAAAUGCAGCCAAGGAAAAGAACUCAAACUGUACCUAACAGGAAAACCUUCCUGGCAGCUGCUUCUCCAGGGGAGAAAGGCAGCAGUCACAAAAGUGACAGCUGGAAAAGCUGCCCUGGGAGCAGCCUGGGCUCUGUGUUCCCUGAGGGACACAAGAGAACGUUGUCUCAUGAUCUUUUUAAGCUGCUGGACCUUCACAGGACUUCGACCUAUGACAAUGUUCCUGCCCCCCAGGCAGAGAAGGGGGAGGACAGCAGCUCCAGCCCUCCCAGCCCUGGCUCUGACAAGGAAUUCCUCCCCUGCCCCAGCCCCAGCCCCAGUCCCAGCCCCAGUCCCAGCCCUCAGCCAAAGGAAAUGGCCAGUCCCACCAGCAGCCCCACAGAGGUCUCCAAGGCCGACCAGGAGAGCAGAGAGUUCCUGCAAAGCAUGAUCCUGAAGCUGGAAAAAGAGAUGGAGGCACAGAAAAAUGACUAUGAGGAACAAAUUAGAAGUCUUGAGAAGGAAAACUAUGAAGUUUGGGCCAAAGUGGUGAGACUGAAUCAGGACAUAGAGAGGGAGAAGAAGAAGUCUGAGGAGCUGGAGCUGAAGCUGGUGACCAUGGAGCGCUCACGGGAGAACAUGGAGAGGAAGAACAAGCUGCUUGAGGAGGAGAUUAAGAACCUCUCUAAAUCCACCAGCAAAACUGAUGCCAAAAGCAACUAA